CUAAAAACAGAUGCUGAAAAACGUUCCUUGACAGGACUGGAAUCCUGGUCUAAUGAAGAGUUAAAAAAACAAGAUGAUGAGUAUGACCUUAGCACAGAAUCUGGCAAAUGGAAAGGGCUGUCAUCUGGAGUAUCUGAGGAUUCUGAUAAAGGAGGGCAAAAAUCUCUUUCUAUCUCCCAGACUGGAUCAUGGAGACGUGGUAUGUCUGCCCAAAUUGGCACAACGUCAUCAAGACACAAAUCAGGAAGCAGCUCCCUAAAAACACCAGGUAAAACAGAUGAUGUUAAAGCAUCAGAGAAAGUCAAAACACCACUUAAAGGUGGAUCACUCCAGCGUUCACCCUCUGAUGCAGGAAAAAGCAGUGGUGAUGAAGGAAAAAAGCCACCUUCAGGAAUUGCAAGACCUGCAGCCACCAGCUCAUUUGGCUUUAAGAAAGCUGGGGUGGGCUCACCAAACAUAACUGCAGGAGGUGCAACUCUAACUAGUGGAUCUGCAACACUUGGGAAGAUGCCUAAAUCAGCAGCAAUUGUAGGAAAAGGUGCUGGCAGGAAAACUAGUCUUGAUGGUUCCCAAAAUCAGGAUGAUGGAGUUUUACUGGCCAACUCAAAAGCUACACUUCAAUAUCGUAGUUUACCUCGCCCUUCUAAAUCCAGUACAAGUGGUAUCCCAGGCAGAGGUGGACAUAGAUCCAGCACUAGUAGUAUCGACUCCAAUGUAAGCAGCAAAUCAGCAGGUGCAGCAGGCACUAAACUUAGAGAACCCUCAAAAAUGGCUUCAGAGCGUUCAAGUCCUGUCACCAUCAACCAAACUGACAAAGAGAAGGAGAAAGUGUCAGAUUCUGAAAGUGUCUCGUUGUCAGGCUCUGCUAAAUCAAGUCCGACAUCAGCCAGUGCCUGUGGUGCUCAAAGCUUGAGGCAACCGGGAUCAAAAUAUCCUGACAUCGCUUCACCAACAUUCCGGAGGUUGUUUGGCACAAAAACAGGGAGUAAACCUUCCUCUGCUGCAAGCAGUGAAGGUGUGAAGUCUUCUUCUGUGAUUUCUAGUCCCAGCAACACAUCCCUGGCUAGACAGGGCAGCUUGGAUUCCCCUUCCUCUGGUACGGGUAGCAUGGGCAGUGCUGGUGGACAAAGCGGAAGCAGCAGCCCCUUGUUCAGCAAACCCAAUGAAUUAACUCCUGAUGUCAUAAGCCUGGGACAUUCUUUGGCCUCCAGUCCAGCAUCAGUGCACUCAUUUACAUCAGGUGGCCAAGUGUGGACAGCAAAUUUAAGUAGCUCCUCUGCUGGAAGUAAGGAUACUCCAAGCUACCAGUCUAUGACAAGCCUUCAUACCAGCUCAGAGUCCAUUGAUUUACCUCUUAGUCAUCAUGGCUCACUAUCUGGAUUGACUGCAAGUACACAGGAACUUCAAAGUAUGCUAAUGAGAACUGGGAGUGUUAGAUCAACCCUGUCUGAGAGUAUGCAACUUGAUCGAAACACCCUGCCCAAAAAGGGACUAAGGUAUACGCCAUCGUCUCGACAGACCAGUCAAGAAGAGGGCAAAGAGUGGCUGCGUUCUCAUUCAACAGGAGGACUACAAGAUACUGGCAACCAGUCUCCCCUUGUCUCUGCAGGCAUGUCCUCAUCCAUCAGUGGGAAAUACCAUUACUCAAAUUUGGUGAGCCCUACUAGUUUAUCCCAGUUUACAAUCCCUGGACCAAACAUGAUGCGAUCCAAUAGCAUUCCAGCCCAAGAUGCUUCCUUUGAAUUAUAUGAAGAUUCGCAGCUAGGAGGAAGUGCUACCUCAUUGGAGGAGAGACCAAGAGCUAUCAGUCACUCAGGGUCCUUCCGAGACAGCAUGGAAGAAGUUCAUGGAUCUUCUUUGUCAUUGGUUUCCAGCACAUCAUCUCUUUAUUCCACUGCUGAAGAAAAGGCCCAUUCAGAGCAGAUACAAAAGCUGCGACGGGAGCUGGUAGCUUCACAAGAAAAAGUUGCAACGCUGACAUCCCAGUUGUCUGCAAAUUCUCAUUUAGUGGCGGCUUUUGAAAAGAGCUUAGGAAAUAUGACUGGACGACUGCAAAGCUUGACAAUGACAGCGGAACAAAAGGAGUCAGAGCUCAUUGAGCUUCGAGAGACAAUAGAGAUGCUGAAGGCUCAGAAUUCCGCAGCGCAGGCUGCAAUCCAAGGAGCAUUGAAUGGUUCUGAUCACAUUCAUAGAGAUAUGAAGAUCAAAAGACAACAUUCUUCUGAAAGCGUUUCCAGUAUCAACAGUGCUGCAAGUCAUUCUAGCAUUGGUAGUGUUAAUGAUGCUGAUUCCAAAAAAAAGAAGAAGAAAAAUUGGGUAAGUAUUUAUAUUGCAGCAUACAGAAGUUCUUUUAAACAAGCCUUUGGCAAGAAAAAAUCCAACAAAGCUCCAUCUUCCCACUCAGAUAUUGAGGAACUUACAGAUUCAUCUGUCCCUUCCUCCCCAAAACUGCAUCAUACGUCAGAGGAUUCAAGUUCCUUUAUCAUGAAACAGUCACAGUCCAACUCUGAGUCCUCUUUAGCCUGGGUACCAAAGAAACGGCAAAAUGGCCGGGUGACCUACAAGCAUAGAUCUCGGAUCUGUGAAUGCACUGAAGCAGAAGCUGAAAUAAUCCUGCAGCUAAAGGGUGAACUUCGAGAAAAAGAGUUGAAGCUGACAGACAUCCGCCUGGAGGCUCUUAGCUCUGCACAUCACCUUGACCAAAUCAGAGAAGCAAUGAACCGCAUGCAGAAUGAAAUUGAAAUACUGAAAGCUGAGAAUGACAGGCUAAAGGCUGAAACUAGCACCCCGGGAAAAAUAAACCGGCCUUCCUCUGAAUCAUCAAGUUGUACCUCAUCCUCUUCACGUCACUCACUAGGCCUUUCUUUAAAUAAUCUGAAUAUAACAGAAACCAUAGCUACAGAUAUUUUACUGGACGAUGUGAGAGAUGGAACUUGCCACAAAGAUGGGUGCAGUGUUAAAAUCAUGAUCUCUGUUAAGAAAGGAUAUGGAAGGACCAAGGAUUGCAAAAGUCACCAGUAUUUAAUAGGGUCCAUUGGAAUCAGUGGAAAGACCAAAUGGGAUGUUUUAGAUGCAGUUAUUAGACGGCUAUUUAAGGAAUACAUUUAUCGUGUUGAUGCAGCAUCUAAUCUAGGCUUAACAUCGGAUGCCAUUACAAACUACAGUAUUGGUGACAUAGUUAGAGCAAACAGUACAGAAGUGCCUGAAAUGUUACCUUGUGGAUACCUAGUAGGAGAAAAUAAUAUCAUCACUGUGAACCUUAAAGGUAUUGAAGAAAGUAGCUUGGACAGUUUUGUGUUUGAUACCCUUAUUCCUAAACCAAUCACUCAGCGCUACUUUAAUUUAUUGAUGGAACAUCACAGGAUUAUAUUAUCCGGGCCCAGUGGAACGGGAAAGACAUAUCUAGCUAGCAAACUUGCUGAAUAUGUUGUAAAUAAAAGUGGCAGAAAGAAAAUUGAGGAAGCAAUUGCAACCUUUAAUGUGGAUCACAAAACAAGUAAAGAACUGCGGCAGUAUCUAGCUAAUCUCGCAGACCAGUGCAGUGGGGAUAAUGAUACUGACCUUCCACUAGUAGUAAUUCUAGAUAAUCUUCAUCAUAUAGGAUCCCUGAGUGACAUCUUUAAUGGAUUUCUAAACUGUAAAUACAGUAAAUGCCCCUACAUAAUUGGAACAAUGAAUCAGAGUAUCUCCUCAUCACCAAAUUUAGAACUGCAUCAUAAUUUUCGAUGGGUGCUAUGUGCGAACCAUACAGAUCCAGUGAAGGGUUUUCUUGGAAGAUACUUAAGACGAAAAUUAAUUGAAAUGGAAAUAGAGAAAAAUGUGAGGAACAAUGAUCUCAUAAAGAUAAUUGAAUGGAUUCCUAAAGCAUGGCACCAUGUCAAUGGAUUUCUGGAGACACAUAGCUCCUCAGAUGUCACUAUUGGUCCGCGCCUUUUCCUUUCAUGUCCAAUGGAUGUGGAUGGGUCUAAAAUAUGGUUUACAGAUCUUUGGAACUAUUCUGUAAUUCCUUAUCUCCUGGAAGCCGUAAGAGAAGGACUUCAGAUGUAUGGUAAACAAGCUCUUGGGAAGACCCAACGAAAUGGAUAA
Molecule: messenger RNA, 4086 nt
Organism: Staurois parvus
Lineage: Eukaryota; Metazoa; Chordata; Amphibia; Anura; Ranidae
Source: the annotation of a GenBank genome assembly